Ascoidea rubescens DSM 1968 is the source of this 1125-nucleotide messenger RNA. RefSeq lists its product as uncharacterized. Lineage: Eukaryota; Fungi; Ascomycota; Saccharomycetes; Ascoideales; Ascoideaceae. The transcript has 2 exons. The coding region runs from base 43 to 681 and encodes 212 amino acids. The record is from RefSeq and is a predicted model, not a curated record.
CCUUGAUCUAAUAUUAUUGCAGCUUACAUUUAAUUUAUCAAAAUGUCUACCUAUGAAGACGAUCAUAAUAUAACAAAUAGAAGGAAUAACACUAGAUCAAUUGACCAUCCAACGAGAAGAGAAUAUCGGCUUCGUCAUCAAAACCAAUUGUUUUCAUCUCAAGAUAAUGAGGAGUUGAAUUUUCGUGAUUCUAUUAAUAAUAAUUCAAAUGAUAUACUAAAUUUAAUUAAUGUUUUAUCAAACAUGGCGGACAAUUCAAACAAUACUUUGCCAACCGCAAAUUAUUUAAUUGAUCAAUUGCACGAUAUUCUAAAUGAUGACACUCACAAUUUUAACAAUAAGGGAGUUUCACAAGAAUUUAUUGAUUCAUUGGAAAGAAUCUCUAAAAAAAAACUAAAGACUAAUGAUUCCUGUUCAAUUUGUAGAAACGAUUUUUUAAAUGACCCAUACCCGUUGAUUGUUAAAUUAAAUAACUGUGAUCAUAUUUUUGAUUUAGAAUGCAUUGGACCCUGGCUCAAAAUAAAUCCAACUUGUCCGAUGUGUCGUAAAAACGUCAAUGAAAAGAGAACAAUCGAAUUGCCUACCAAAAGUAGAAAUUCAAACAAUAACGAUGGCGGAGAUGGUGAAGACAAGGAAGACGAGGAAGACGAGGAAGACGAUGGCAUGAAUAUGUAUGGUUAAAAACUGAUUAAUAACUCUUACUAAUGACCAAAAGAAUGCUCUACACAUGAUCAUUUAUUUUGUAUUAUUGUAAAUAUUAAUCGCAUCAUAACAGGACAAUAAAAUACAUAUUUAACCUCUCCUCGCAUUGCAAGUACCAUUAAAUGGCUCAUUCAGCAACAAAUAAAAACCGCUAUAUAUGGCUUUCCAAACCCUCGUCUCGAGUGGAAUGACACGGAAGGUAAACGGAACUUCACAGACCUUAAAUAUGUAAUUUAAGCAUUAUGCAGCAAUUUUUUCUUAGCAAGACCCAGACCCUUAUUAACUGAAAGCUAAAACCGUUUCAUGGGAUCCGAUCCCUGAGUCCAGGAGACUUUGAGGAGUUUUCCAGCAGGCUUUGGAAUCCUUAAGGAGGCUUCACGAAGCUCUUGCUGGCCACAACUUCGGAAUUCUACACUAAUCGCC